This is a messenger RNA of Rotaria sp. Silwood1, 276 nucleotides long. NCBI's taxonomy places the organism in Eukaryota, Metazoa, Rotifera, Eurotatoria, Philodinida, Philodinidae. The record is from the annotation of a GenBank genome assembly.
AUGGCUCGAUGGAUUUUUUUCUGUUUUAUUCUAUUUAUAUUCCUUUUCAAUCAUAUAUCGACAAUGAUUUUAAAUGAUCAACGACAUAUAGUUAAACGACAUAUGGGUUUAGCACGUGAAAAUUUUUUUCGUGCUAAACAAUUUAAAACCAAUAAUGAAAAUUUAUUUCAAAGACAACAACAAGCACUUCCAGCACCUGAUGUUUUACGUGAUCUUUGGACAGAAUUAUUUAAAGAACAACAUAAAAUCCAUGAACCAUUACAUACUGAAGGUUGA